Messenger RNA from Arachis stenosperma, 1299 nucleotides. RefSeq names its product LOB domain-containing protein 1. NCBI's taxonomy places the organism in Eukaryota, Viridiplantae, Streptophyta, Magnoliopsida, Fabales, Fabaceae. Bases 63 to 692 code for a protein of 209 amino acids. The transcript has 2 exons. The record is from RefSeq and is a predicted model, not a curated record.
AUUCACACGCUCUUCCUUUCUCUCCAUAAAAAACAAUACAAUACCAAAGUAUUAUUAAUAAUAUGGAGGGAAGUGACACUAACAACACCACCUACUCUAACUCUACUUCUACUUCUUCUGGUUAUCCUCCUCCUCCGGCGGCGGCGACGGUGGCGGUUGUGAUGAGCCCUUGUGCAGCAUGCAAGAUCUUGAGGCGAAGAUGCACGGAGAAAUGCAUGCUUGCGCCAUAUUUCCCUCCCACCGAGCCUACCAAGUUCACCAUUGCUCAUAGGGUCUUUGGCGCUAGCAACAUCGUCAAGUUCUUGCAGGAGAUUCCGGAAUCUCAAAGAGCUGAUGCAGUGAGUAGCAUGGUGUAUGAGGCAAGUGCAAGAAUAAGGGACCCAGUUUAUGGUUGUGCAGGUGCAAUUUGCCAGCUUCAGAAGCAAGUCAAUGAGCUUAGAGCACAAUUGGCAAAAACACAAGCUGAGGUUGCAACUAUGCAAUUUCAACAAGCCAACCUUGUUGCCCUAAUUUACAUGGAAAUGGCACAACAACAAAGUUCCCAACAACAACAACAAGAAUUUGAAUCAUCACCUCAGCAAUCAUCAAUGGAAGAUUUCAAUGUUCCAAGCCCUCACUAUCAACAAAGUAACAUCAACUACUUUGAGGAUAACCCUAGCCUCAAUUCAUUGUGGGAGCCGCUCUGGACAUGAUUUAUCGUAUGUUAUAUACGAGAAAUGAUAUUUGUACUAUUUUUUUGUAUAUGACAUUUCUUUCGUAUCAGAGAUGUGUAUACAAAAAAUAAUAUAAAUAUUAUUUUUUAUAACAUAUAUAGAUGAUUUAGAAAAAAGAGUCGUGAUUUUUGUACUUAAUUUCUCUUUAAUUCUAAAUUAGAUUAUUUUUCUAUAUGAUUAGAUCAAAUAAUGUGUGAGACUUAUAUAAUUAAUGGGUUCUCACAUGCUUGAUUUAAUAGUAAAGAAAAAUAAAUCGAUUUAGUAUUUAAAAAGAUAAAGUAUAUAAAUCAUUUCUCAAAAUAGAUAUAUAUGGAUCUUGCUGAAGAAAUAUUGAAUUAUGACUAAAAAUAACUAUGUAGCUAGGAUUUAAGUUGAAUUAAUUCUAUGGGGAAAGAAUAUUCCUUAUAUACCUGCGACCAUGUCUCCCAUUAUUGCGCAAGCUAGGUGAGAAUUGAGAAAUGAGGUAUAUGAAUAUAUGCAUAUCACAUCAUCUUGAAAAGUUAAAAAAAAAAUAUAGAUGGUGAUGUAAUCAUUUAAUGUAUGUAAUCUUUGCAAUUUGAAGAAGGAUUAAAUUUUUAUGUAUUAA